Acytostelium subglobosum LB1 is the source of this 609-nucleotide messenger RNA. RefSeq lists its product as hypothetical. Lineage: Eukaryota; Evosea; Eumycetozoa; Acytosteliales; Acytosteliaceae. Bases 1 to 609 code for a protein of 202 amino acids. The transcript is spliced from 2 exons. The record is from RefSeq and is a predicted model, not a curated record.
AUGCAAUCAGAAGAUCUCAAGAAGGAUAUGAAUAUUGGAUUGGGAGUGGGAAUAUCCACUUUAGUAGUUGGUAUUGUUUUGACUAUUACUGGAUUUGUUUUCUCUCCAGUAACUGGAGGCACUUCACUUGUUUCUACCGGCGCUGGAGUAUUGAUGAUUACUGGUGGAACAGUAGGAGUAGGUAUUGGAUCAACUGCUGUGGCCAUCCCUGUGAUCAAGUUCAAUGAUAUUAAGAAGCUUAUCAAUGGAUUGAAUCAAAGUGUGGAUACGUCUCUAUUAUACAAGGCCAAGUUAACUCAUCUCAAGGACCAGGUUGGUCUUAAGGAAAUGUUCUUGAGAGCACUCUCAAAUGUUGAGCCAAACGGAUACAUUUGCCUUAUCUGCAGAGAAAAGUUGAGGAACCCUGUAUACACUUUGAAUGGAAGGUCUGUCACUUACUAUUGUUAUGAUUGCCUCGAAAAAGCAUUGGACAAAAAUCCUAGAAACCCAUUGACCAGAGCCCCGAUGGUGAUUGCCGAUGCUAGAAAAUGCACAAAGGAAGAAGAAGAUAUUAUGAACAAGUACGAGGUGACUAAGAGGAAUAUCGAGAUUUCAGAGUUUUGGAAAUGA